UCUCUAAUAUCUGUAUGUAGCAAUCCAAUUUUGUCCAUUCAAAUACAAAUUUCAACAAAAUCAGGUAAAUUAUAAUGCACAAAAUUUAAAAGUCGGCUUGUUGAAGAUGUUCUGCACGGAGAGCUGUGAGCAUGGCUGCAAUGCAACGUCUUCGGGAAAGCUAAUCUCUGGCAAUGGGACGCCAACCCAGACGCAACAGCAAGGACAGCAACAAUUCAGCAUGUGCUAUGCUCCACUGUCGGUGCAGGCGCAGGAGCUGGGUGGCAAGUGCGAGGCAGAGCCGCCCAGGGUGGGAAUGUGUUUGGUCACCGAGGGACCCGAGGGUCUCAGCAUUGACUGCAAUGUUCCCUUGCCCAAUUCCUUCAAUUUGGACGAAUACAGAAAGCAGAUGGUCUGCUCCUGCGGCCCGUCUGUGAAUAGCGGUGGCUACAUUGAUAGCUUCUGUCUACCGACCUCAUCAGCAACUGCUACUCUCAAUCCCAUCCAGACGCAGGCCUGCAGCUUUCAGUGCCAGUGUUGUGCCGUCGAAGCUCCCUCCUCCUCAGGGUUCGACGCGAGAUUAAAGCAGACCACAACUGCUCCAUCAUUAGGACCUUGUCCAAUGCCCAAUCUUGUGACGAGAACUUCCAGACCAGAGCAGACGAUGACGGUAAACCAGAAGGUUUCUCCAGGAUCGGCCGUAGGGCCGCAGAUCUUAUAUUUGGCUGCCCCCACCUCGCCCGUGCCUGAGACAGAAGCCAAUUGCUAUCCGCCAGACCAGCAGCUACCAGCUUACAUAUACAGUAUGAUUCCGGUGCAGUGCAUCUCCCAAGUCUGGAGCCCGCAGGCCAUCAAUCUGGUGCCAGUGGGUGCGCCAGUGCCUCAGCCGCAGCUUCUACCGCACCAGCAGCUUGUGACGAAUCCUGCACAGAAUUCGCAGCUGCCGACGCAGCAGUUGUUGCGCUACGACCUACCCCUUUCUCGCCUGGUAGCGGAGCUCCGACGGGAGCGGGACAGGCCCUGUUGCGAGUCCACGACUCCGGUACCACUGGCUUUCCAGCUAUAUGCACCCGCUCAACCGGUGACUUUUUAUGACCCCCCAGAAUCCGCGGUUAAUCCAAGUCUGGCCAAGGUCGAGGUUCCUGCUGCAAUGCCUUCACCCGAUCCGAUGUCAGUUCCCAUUGCUCCACAAUCAGUAUCGUCAGCACCGCCAACUCCACCGCCGACGGCGUCUGAACCGGCCCGAUCCACCAGAACCCGGUCAGACAGCCCAAAGUGUAGCCGUUCCUUCCAGCGCAGCAAAGAAAAAUGGGACAACAAUGGAGCUGGAAACAUGGCAUGCAUGAAAUGUGGCAAUUGCUGGCAUUGUCCCCGAUGCAGUUGCGGCGCCAAUUGCUUCUGGCAUCCCGGCUUGGUGCGUACCCCGCCAAGGGACAAUAGGUAGUAUUGGCACAAAUCAAAUUAUUGGAAUUAAAAACGAAAAAAAAACUGAUAUUUAAAAUUAUUAAAUAUUUCUAAAAAUCGCAACUAAA
Drosophila kikkawai is the source of this 1511-nucleotide messenger RNA. RefSeq names its product hale-bopp (gene hale). NCBI's taxonomy places the organism in Eukaryota, Metazoa, Arthropoda, Insecta, Diptera, Drosophilidae. The record is from RefSeq and is a predicted model, not a curated record.